Molecule: messenger RNA, 450 nt
Organism: Microbotryum saponariae
Lineage: Eukaryota; Fungi; Basidiomycota; Microbotryomycetes; Microbotryales; Microbotryaceae
Source: the annotation of a GenBank genome assembly
AUGAGACCUUCCUUGUGCGACUUGGUGUUGAAUUUGUAUCUGAUGUUAUGAGAUCCUGGUGCACUGACCUGGGUGCGUGAGGUGUUCGAGGUCCUGACUUGGAAGGAACCAUCGAAUGGAGCAGGGUACUUGAGCCUCAACGGUCCAUUGCUCGAAGCCACGGUCCAAUCGAUCUUGGCUCUAGGAGGCAAACGGACGACGUCGAUAUUGACCGAUGCGUUCGUUGACUGGGCUUCGAUCUUGACAGGGUCUCGAAGAGCGAUCUUCUUUUCGUCCUCUUGCUCGGAGACUUCGACUUGGGCCCGGAUCGCUUCGUUCGUCGUUUUGAGCAAGACACCGUCGCUACCUUCGCCGACCUUGUACAGACCUGAGAUGGACGCGUUAGUCGUCUGGACUCGCAAGCCCUCGCAUCCUUCGAAGUCGCCGCUGAUGCUGCCGUUGCUAGCCUGA